GAUUCAGCAGACGCUUUCUUCCUUCUGUACUCACAACCGAUGCCUGGUUCCAUUUUUUGGAAUCUGGACAUAGCUCGAGAACUCGUUCGCUAUCCGCAUUCCUUCAUAGUCCAAGUCUGCUUCUGGCGCAAUUCAUGGUGUUAUUUUGGAGGGUUUGAACUGGUGUGACGAUUGGAGAAGAGAGCUAGUCCUCUAUCCUCGUAAUUACCUUUUGAAACGUCACAAUGAGAAGGCAGCACUUGAAGCAUGGAGGAGGGGGAGGAAUAAGUAGGAUGAUGAUUAAGUUGUCAGUUGCUGUUGCGGUGCUAUUGAUUUGUACAGUCUCGUUGUUGUUCUCAUCAACAUUCACUACUAGUGUUAAAUCCAACGACUCGACAGAGAUCCAUUUGGAAGAACUUUGGAGUGGUGCUGAUUCCGGUGGUUGGAGGCCAUCAUCAGUUCCCCGAUCUCAUUGGCCACCUCCUCCAAAUGAGAGCAAUGGCUAUUUGCGUGUUCGCUGUAAUGGUGGACUGAACCAGCAGCGCAGUGCGAUUUCCAAUGCUGUUCUUGCUGCGAGAAUAAUGAAUGCUACACUUGUACUACCUGAGUUGGAUGCAAAUUCCUUUUGGCAUGAUGACAGUGGUUUCCAUGGGAUUUAUGAUGUUGAAUACUUCAUCAAGACGCUGAAGGAUGAUGUAAAGAUUGUUGAAAGCAUCCCAGAAACUGUGAAAAAUGGCAAAAAGAAAAAAAUAAAAGCCUUUCAGCUUCGACCCCCAAGAGAUGCUCCUAUCAGUUGGUAUACGUCUGUUGCCCUGGAAAAAAUGAAGGAACACGGUGCCAUCUAUCUUACUCCUUUUUCACAUCGAUUAGCUGAAGAACUUGACAAUGCUGAGUACCAACGACUGAGGUGUAGGGUUAACUAUCAUGCUUUAAGGUUCAAGCCCCAUAUUAUGAAGCUAAGUCAAUCAAUAGUCAAUAAGCUUCGGGCACAAGGCCACUUCAUGUCCAUACAUCUCCGCUUUGAGAUGGAUAUGUUGGCAUUUGCUGGAUGCUUGGAUAUAUUUUCUUCUGACGAACAACAGAUAUUGAGAAAAUAUCGAGAAGAAAAUUUUGCACCCAAAAGACUUGUCUACAAUGAAAGAAGAGCCAUUGGGAAGUGCCCAUUGACCCCGGAAGAGGUGGGCCUUAUUCUGCGUUCAAUGGGUUUUGACAAUGCUACCAAGAUAUAUUUAGCAGCUGGUGAACUAUUUGGUGGGGAACGGUUUAUGAAGCCAUUUCGAAGUCUGUUUCCACACCUUGAAAAUCAUAGUUCCGUAGAACCUUCUGAUGAACUUGCUGAGAACACUAGAGGCUUGGCAGGGUCUGCUGUGGAUUACAUGGUCUGUCUUCAUUCUGACAUUUUUAUGCCAACAUAUGAUGGCCCUAGCAACUUUGCCAACAACCUCCUUGGACAUCGUCUCUAUGAGGGCUUCCGGACCACGAUCAGACCCGACAGAAAAGCUCUUGCUCCUAUUUUCGUUGAUAGAGAGAAUGGGAAGACUGCUGGCUUUGAGGAAGCUAUCAAGAGAGUCAUGCUUGCAACAAACUUUGGCGGACCUCACAAGCGCAUCACACCAGAGUCUUUCUAUACAAAUUCUUGGCCAGAAUGCUUCUGCAAAUUAUCUCCUGAUAACCCUGCUGACCGAUGUCCAUCAAAUGAUAGUUAAUUAUUUAGAACGAUCAGAUGCAGAACGAAGCAUUUAAUUACUAAAAUGCGGCAAUGUCUUCAGCAGAAAGAUGAGAGUUGCUUCUCUACUUGAGCUAAUGUUUAUAUUAUUCCCAGUGAUGAGCUGCUUUGCGCCAAGUUGAAAAGUAAUGGAUUCUUGUGAUCAGAUCCAGAAUGUCAGGUUGUCUUCUCUUUCUUUUUUAGUCUCAGAAAUUACACAUUAAUGCGAGAGAUGCUGAUUUGUUUAUUGGUCUGAGUUUCACUUGGAACAUGAAAGGAAGAUCAGAAGACACUAGUUCCUCGUGCGUUAAAAUGCUAUCAGUGUCGCCGUUGGUACUUA
Messenger RNA from Neltuma alba, 2024 nucleotides. Its product is annotated as O-fucosyltransferase 1-like. Gene Ontology annotation, cellular component: endosome; trans-Golgi network; cytoplasm. Lineage: Eukaryota; Viridiplantae; Streptophyta; Magnoliopsida; Fabales; Fabaceae. Bases 225 to 1685 code for a protein of 486 amino acids. The record is from RefSeq and is a predicted model, not a curated record. The transcript has 10 exons.